Gastrolobium bilobum is the source of this 1155-nucleotide messenger RNA. Its product is annotated as peptide deformylase 1A, chloroplastic/mitochondrial. Gene Ontology annotation, molecular function: peptide deformylase activity. The record is from RefSeq and is a predicted model, not a curated record. Gene Ontology annotation, cellular component: mitochondrion; chloroplast. NCBI's taxonomy places the organism in Eukaryota, Viridiplantae, Streptophyta, Magnoliopsida, Fabales, Fabaceae. The coding region runs from base 106 to 882 and encodes 258 amino acids. The transcript is spliced from 4 exons. Gene Ontology annotation, biological process: N-terminal protein amino acid modification; peptidyl-methionine modification.
CCAUAACUUUAACCUAACCGAACCCAAAAAACACACCCUGUUGGUGGUGUUGAGGAAUUGGAUAAUAGUCUGCAGAAAUAAGAGAAGAAAAGUGAGAAAAAGGCCAUGGUGGCCAAGCACUUGCUGCGUGUGCUUCCCAUAUGUGGUGCCCAAAACUCUAUCUUUAUGCGUUCAACUGCAACCCCAUUAUCUGGAGUUGCAAUUGCAAGGCCACCAUUGGAUGUUAACAAAUGCUGCAAAUCUUCUCAAACUGUUACUGCAAGAGCAGGUUGGUUUUUGGGUCUUGGAGCAGAUAACAAGAAGGUGAACUUGCCUGACACUGUCAAAGCUGGUGACCCUGUUCUACAUGAGCCUGCCCAAGAAGUUGACCCUAAUGAGAUAAAUUCAGAGAGAGUGCAGAAGAUCAUUGAUGACAUGAUCAGGGUCAUGAGGAAAGCUCCUGGGGUUGGUCUAGCUGCUCCCCAGAUUGGAAUUCCUUUCAGGAUAAUUGUUUUGGAAGAUACCAAAGAAUAUAUUAGUUAUGCCCCAAAGGAAGAGACCCAAGCUCAAGAUAGACGACCUUUUGAUCUUUUGGUGAUCCUGAAUCCCAAGCUAGAGAAGAAGAGCAACAGGACUGCACUUUUUUUUGAAGGUUGCUUGAGUGUUGAUGGAUUUAGAGCGGCGGUGGAGCGAUACCUUGACGUUGAGGUUACAGGUUUGGAUCGUUAUGGUGUGCCAAUCAAAAUAACUGCUUCGGGUUGGCAGGCACGGAUUUUACAACAUGAGUGUGAUCACUUGGAUGGAACUCUGUAUGUUGAUAAGAUGGUACCUAGAACUUUCAGAACUGUAGACAACCUGGACUUGCCUCUUGCCCAGGGGUGCCCCAAACUUGGCCCUCGCUAACCCAAGUUUUGGGGCUGCAGCUGCCUCUGAUAAGGCCAACAACACAGGUUUCUUAUGCUUGAUCUCCCUCAAUUUUCAAUACCAGCAUUUUGCCAAGAAUUGUCGUUCCAUUAUACUAUUUUUUCUGAUUAAUCUACUUCACUUUAAGUGUCAAUAUUAUAGCUUAUACUAGAAAAAAUUUCAUAAAGCUAAUAUUGCCACUUUGUUGAGGAUAACCAACCUGUUCUAAUUAAGCCAUCCUUGAUCCCCAAUACCCUUUGUUACUCCAUUUUC